Messenger RNA from Emericellopsis atlantica, 1587 nucleotides. RefSeq lists its product as uncharacterized. The record is from RefSeq and is a predicted model, not a curated record. The transcript has 3 exons. NCBI's taxonomy places the organism in Eukaryota, Fungi, Ascomycota, Sordariomycetes, Hypocreales, Bionectriaceae. The coding region runs from base 1 to 1587 and encodes 528 amino acids.
AUGUCAUCAGAUACCGUUUCCGAUCUCUUCCCUGAACGGCCAAUCAGGCCGCUGCCGAAGCGGCGAUUACGAGAGAAGCUCUCGCCUGAGGAGGCCGACUCGAUCCGAUAUCCGUCCUCGACACUGAACUCGGUUCCUCUGUUUCAGUAUCCUCCUUUCACCGUGAGAGAGGAGCGCGGCACGACUCGCCUAGGUUCUCUGAGCCCGACGUCUCAAGUACACCGCGGGGAUCUGAAUCGGAAUUGGACACCCCGCCGCGACGAAGGGUAUGGCCUCCCCUCCGGUCACGGUGGCGAUGGUCCACGUAUAACGACAGCCUCUCGGUCACCGCCUGGCCAAGGGAAUCGAGUGAACGGACGGGCUGCACACGGUGACCAGUCUCGGCAUCCUAAACCCCAGACUUCCCUGUCUGCCACAUCUUCGGUCGAUGGCUACGACUCCUUCGAGAAUACGAAUAACAAGAAGAAGCGGAAAAUUCCUUCAGCUGGAGAUUCGGCUCUGAGCAAUGUUCACGGGUUGGCAGCUGAAGUAGCUGCACAAUCAGCGCAAGUCGGUGUACCGUCGACAGCAGAUACCAACGGUGAUAGAGGUUAUCAUAACGGGUCUGGUGGCUACGGGGCAAAUAGCCCUGGGUUAUCAGGGUCUGGCAGAGGGCGUCUCGGACGUUCCAGGAAUGGCAGGAGUCCCCUUCGUACUAUCUCAGACAACAAUGCUUGGUGGUCUGCUGGUGGUCGGCAUCAGAAGACUGCCAAUUCGUCGUGGGAGCAUCAAGUCACCGAAACGAAAGGCGGUAUCAUCUCCAAUGCCAUCGCAAACGCCGGGAAACAUCCCCUUUCGGGGCAAGAAAACGUCAGUCUUCUCCAACAACACAAUGCCACCACCAAACCUACGCCGGCGUCAACGCAGUUCACGUUCACAUGUGACUCCCAAGUGCCUGGGUCAAUUGCAUGGCCAGGUCACACCACCAGGGGAGGGUCCAUGAAUUCAGGCCCAGUGGGCAUGAUGCCUCCGAACUCUGCAGCACAGCAGGGGAAUCAUGUGAAACCUGCACCGAAAAAGCUGUCCCGUAAGCAACAGCGCAAGAGACUCGACGGGGAGCUCAGGGAAGCGGCCCGCGAACGCCAGCGGAUAGCCGUGGAGAAGUACUGGCACAACCCUCCCAAGCCAGAAGACUUUUGGAUGUGUGAGUUUUGCGAGUAUGAACAGAUUUUCGGCGAGCCCCCUCGGGCCUUGAUCAGAGAAUACGAGCUCAAGGAUCGCCGAGCGCGCCAAGAGGAAGCCGAUCGAAAGCGGCUCUUGGAGAAGGCCAAGGCCAAAGGGAGGAAGGGGAGAAAGAACAGCAAAGCCCAAGGCAAGGCUCAGCAUGCACCAAAUCAGCAGCUGGAUCGCCAAGAGAUGUACGAUCCGGAUAUACCACCGAACCACGACGGGCAAGGGCAGUCGACGCAGUCUGAGGAGGAUUAUGAAGAAGACUAUGUGGCAGAGUACGACGACUAUUCAAGUACCGGUGUGGAAGUUGACGCUGGCGGGGGAGAGUUGCCAUCACCUCGCGCAGCGCCAAUACAACGACCUCCGGCAGCAUCAUAG